AGUUGCGUGCAGAUUUAUAUUUGGAUCAGACGACAGUCGCUAAGAAAUUUGUCAAAAUUAUUAACAUUUUGUGAAUGAAAGACUCAGUUCUUCAGUCAAUAAUGAGCAGCCAGCAGAGCAUGUUGGAGAGAUUCUCUAUCUCACCCGAAGAUUAUCUGGAGCGCCAUCAUGUGUUGACGUACUUAGAAGAUGCAGUGACCCAGCUGCUAGAGUUCAAAGAUGAUCAACCUAAAGCAGAUCCAGCCAUCUUCCUUCAAGAAUAUUUCACCAGUAUCUUGAAAGGUACCAAUGUGUUGUAUAGGGAGUAUGACUAUGUUCGCUCCACGCCCCACAACCGAUCUGCCUUCGUCAAGCUAUUUUGGAGAUGCUUCAAGUACAUCGGCAAGCAAGGAGAUCUACUAACAGUCAGUGAAUACCACUCCCUGCUUAGUCUACUCUGCCCAGACUUUCCUGUUGACCCAGUCCAUCGUACAGCAAGGAUCAUCUUCCUCGAAGAUGCGAUGGACUCCCUGACAUCGUUUGCUGAUUUCCUCUUUGCAUUCCAAGUCCAGUUCUACUAUGAUGAAUUUCUUCAGCGUUGUCUGGAUAUCUAUGAACGUCAGAUCUCUGCUGCCCAGAGCCCACGAGAGACUGUCUACAUUCCCAGCGAGGCAUCUCCACGGCAACAGAAGAAGCCAUCGCAGUCCUCUGCAGAUCACCCUCUGCCUGAAGGGGUCGACACCCGAUAUUUCCUGGAUGCGAUCUCUAAGGAAAGCCAGAGGGCUAAGUACAGCUACCCAGAGAUGUCCGACCUGCGAGGUGUUCUCUCCUCCAGCAGCAGAACAUCUUUCUAUGGCUUCCUGGUAGCGCUGUCCAAAGACGAUGCAAUCAAUGCGGGAAUUGGUGUGCUGCCCUCUAGGUCAGCUCUGUAUGAUGAUCUAUCUGGUACUCCGCCUGCUUCUCUUGAAAGGAAAAGCAAACGGAAUACAGCAACUCGACUUGGAGGGAUGUCAUUGAGGCAAGAUGAGAAAUGAGAUUGGGAGGCUGGAUGAGAGGCUCAACCAAUCCUUCCAGGCUUCCUGUGGAUGAUUCCGAUGUCACCCAGAAGAACUUUUGUCCUGGUCACCGGGAUGUCUCUGGACAAUUUUAUUGUUCCUGAUCUCCUCGGCGUACUCGUGCCUGAUAUACUUGCAGCCCUGUCUCAAGAAUUAAAAUGUUUUUGUUAAAGCUUUGCUGUUUGGUAUGGUAAGAUGUAGAGGCCAAAUGAUUUUUGCGGAUUGUUUUACCCUCUGAUAUGAACAACAUAUGCAAUCAAAGGAGGACGUCAAGAUGCGACUCUCAUUAAAAAAAAAAACUGUCACCCAGGGAUGCAGAAUUUGUCAACAUUUUUGUAGUCUAAAUUGUGACAAGCAAAGAAGUAUUCAACUCUCAAAACAAUGAAUGUGAUUUGUUAACAUUAGAAAAAGCACAUUGUAAAUGUUAUUACUAGUACCGUUUCCUCUAAAUUGUCCUUACUAAACAAGAAAGUAUAGAAACAGAUGACAGUUACCUAUUCAGGAAUAAAAACUUUUCCAAUGGGGUGUGUCAUGUGAGUCCCCUGUUUGCAUAGCGUGAGCUUUACAUUGUGCGAUAACCAGACGAUUUUCUGUUUCUGAACCCAUAGUAAAAGAGCUCUACAAAAGUUUGUUUACUGGUGAAUUUAUUUUUGUUAAUGCCGUGUCAUGCUAGUACUGAGCAUUCACUUUCAGGAGCACAUGGAGCUGUGAUUUGAAACAUUGAUGUUUUUACCCCCUGGUAUAGCCCAUCACUAAAUGUCAUAACUUUCCUAUUGCACAUCUAUCUUGAUGGUAUGCAAGUAUUGCAUAGGAGUUUAUUUCAUUUUUCUUGAUUUAUUUUCAAAUUGGCUAAUAGAAGUGAUAGAUUUGGUAUUCAUUUUUCUGCUGGUUUUACAGCACUUUGUCGUUGACCUCAUCCUUCUGUCUUUAUUGACAUUUCCCUAGCCAUAGUGAGGCCCCACGCCCUCUGAGCUCCCCGCCGCGUUGCCACGUGCAGUGUAAAUCGUAUGAUGAUGUGGCAGAUUUGUAGCUAGCUCUAUAGUUAUGUAACUAGCCUUAGAUUCCAAGUUUUCGGAAAUUUUCACCACUUUUACUUAUCCUACUUUUAAAGUAUUUGUCUCCAUUCUCUGGUAAUUCUUUGACAAUUUUUGCUGCGAUUCACACUCCUGAAUUAGGAUCUACUGCAAGCAUUUUAAUCACCAUUUUGGUAGAAUGACAAGGCUAAAAUUCAAUGACAGCACAUGGUUUUCAGUACUAUAAGAGAUUAGAUCUAAGAGACUAAAUACUCGUGAUAGACUUCAGUAGUAUCGUUAACAUUCACAUAUUGCUCUAGUGUUUCGGUGUUGCAGAGAUGUAGUAAAAGUUUGCAAGAAGUCACAAUCACAUGCAUA
This is a messenger RNA of Lytechinus variegatus (green sea urchin), 2425 nucleotides long. RefSeq names its product UPF0705 protein C11orf49 homolog. The record is from RefSeq and is a predicted model, not a curated record. Bases 75 to 1013 code for a protein of 312 amino acids. The transcript is spliced from 7 exons. Lineage: Eukaryota; Metazoa; Echinodermata; Echinoidea; Temnopleuroida; Toxopneustidae.